CAAACACUGGCGGCAGAAUUUGCUUUGGCUUAGGAAUACCACUGUCUCACAGGAGUGUCAGUCAGAAUUCCACAGCCAUUCUUGGACACUAGGAGGUGGGGCGGACUGAUGUACAGCAGUGAUUUGACCCAGCACUUGGGGCAAACACAACCAGAGUCUGCGGUGCUAAUUCCCUGGUCUUCCCAACGAGCGUUUUGAAAGUGCAUUAACAUUUGUGGCCUUGAACUCUUUCGUCGGACUUCCAACGAUAGCUUUCAAAUGAUUAGAAGAAUUGAUUCUUUCUGAGACUCAUCAGUUCAUUUCCUGUAAAAUUCAUGUCUUGCUGUUGAUUUGUGAAUAAGAUAGAACCAGACGUUGUAGAAAACACCUUAAUCAUAUCCAGGAGUUUGCAAGAAACAGGUGCUUAACACGAAUUCAUCUCCUGAACAAGAAAAAUGGGCUGUGAUCGGAACUGUGGGCUCAUCACUGGGGCUGUCGUUGGUGCCGUCCUGGCUGUGUUAGGAGGUAUUCUAAUGCCAGUUGGAGACUUGCUCAUUGAGAAGACAAUUAAAAAGGAAGUUGUCCUUGAAGAAGGUACAAUUGCUUUUAAAAAUUGGGUUAAAACAGGCACAGAAGUUUACAGACAGUUUUGGGUCUUUGAUGUGCAAAAUCCACAGGAAGUGAUGAUGAACAGCAGCAACAUUAAAGUUGAGCAAAAAGGUCCUUAUACAUACAGAGUUCGUUAUCUAGCCAAGGAAAAUGUAACCCAGGACCCCGAGAACAACACAGUCUCUUUCCUGCAGCCCAAUGGUGCCAUCUUUGAGCCUUCACUAUCAGUUGGAACAGAAAACGACAACUUCACGGUUCUCAAUCUGGCUGUGGCAGCUGCAGCCCAUAUCUAUCAAAAUGCAUUUGUUCAAGUGGUACUCAAUUCACUUAUUAAGAAGUCAAAAUCUUCCAUGUUCCAAACCAGAAGUUUGAAAGAACUGUUAUGGGGCUAUAAGGAUCCGUUUUUGAGUUUGGUUCCAUACCCUGUUAGUACCACAGUUGGUCUAUUUUAUCCUUACAACAAUACUGCGGAUGGAGUUUACAAAGUUUUCAAUGGAAAAGAUGACAUAAGCAAAGUUGCCAUAAUUGACACUUAUAAAGGUAAAAGGAAUCUCUCCUAUUGGGAAAGUUAUUGUGACAUGAUUAAUGGUACAGAUGCAGCCUCGUUUCCACCUUUUGUUGAGAAGAGCCAGGUUUUGCAGUUCUUUUCUUCUGACAUUUGCAGGUCAAUCUAUGCUAUAUUUGAAUCCGAAAUUAAUCUGAAAGGAAUCCCUGUGUACAGAUUUGUUCUUCCAUCCAAAGCCUUUGCCUCUCCACUUGAAAACCCAGACAACCAUUGUUUCUGCACAGAAAAAAUUAUCUCAAAAAAUUGUACAUCGUAUGGUGUGCUAGACAUCAGCAAAUGCAAAGAAGGGAGACCUGUGUACAUUUCACUUCCUCAUUUUCUACAUUCAAGUCCUGAUGUUUCAGAACCUAUUGAUGGCUUAAACCCAAAUGAAGAAGAACAUAGGACAUACUUGGAUAUUGAACCUAUAACUGGAUUCACUUUACGAUUUGCCAAACGACUGCAGGUGAACCUGUUGGUCAAGCCGUCAAUAAAAAUUGAAGCAUUAAAGCGUUUGAAGAGGAACUAUAUUGUGCCUAUUAUUUGGCUUAAUGAGACUGGGACCAUUGGUAAUGAGAAGGCAAACAUGUUCAGAAGUCAAGUUACUGGAAAAAUAAACCUCCUUGGCCUGAUAGAAAUGAUCUUACUUAGUGUUGGUGUGGUGAUGUUUGUUGCUUUCAUGAUUUCGUAUUGUGCAUGCAGAUCAAAAGCAAUAAAAUAAGCAGCAAAUGAUUCUUCACAUUUAUGCAACAACUAUGUCAUGACCUUUGGUAAUACCGACCUACAGCAUGAAGAUUGGAUAUGCUUUAAUUUUACAAAACACACCUUAUCUUUUAGUUGAAGAAAUGGUGGCACUAUUUUUGUUUUUUGCACUAAGCAACAGCACAUUUUGAAAGGAUUGAGAUGCUACGAAAAUCUCUACCUGGCACAAAAAAAACCCAGCACCUUUUAAAAUUCAUCAUUUUCACAACUGAAUUGAUUUCAGUUUCUAUAGACCUGGCUCAAGCACCAACCAGUUUCUUUGUAUUGUUCCGAUUCAAUAACUGGUUUCUGGGUGGCCAAUUCAGAAGAAGAGUGGACAUUCUCAACAAAUCCUAGGCCCUGCAUUCCUGUCUUCCUCAUCCAGGGGAAAACACUGUCACCCUAGUAGCUGCUCUAUUCCACUGCAACAGUCUCCAGGCCCAUCAGCAUAUUGCAUUUCCUGCGCACCAAAUAUUUUGAAAGACAUUUAUAAAUAAUUGGCUUAUGACUCACUAAUUAGGUAUUUAUCUGCGAAUUCCUUCAUACAGCAACAGCAGGUAUCAUAACCCUUUUUUUACUUUAUAAAAGUAUGGUCUUAUCUAUUUUGUCACUGAUCAUGCAAAUGGACAUCAUUUUAGUACAGUUUAGCUUUUAUAUUUUAAAGACUUGGUCAUUUUCUGUGUUGUGCGACUCUUCUGGAAAUAUGAGUAAAUUUUUCUUUUUUUUUAUUCAGUUGCAACUUACGCUUGGCAUCUUCAGAAUGCCGUUCUAGCAUUGAGAUGUAAAUGAAGGAAUUAUUGUAUGAAAUAUUACCAAGAGUAGAAAUGCAUUGUUAUUCAUUGUAAUAUUUGUGGCCAUCAUAAUCACCUCAUAAAGACUGGUUUCAACCAUUAAAAUAUGUUUUCCCUUAAA
Messenger RNA from Saimiri boliviensis boliviensis (Bolivian squirrel monkey), 2785 nucleotides. RefSeq names its product CD36 molecule (CD36 blood group) (gene CD36). Gene Ontology annotation, cellular component: cytoplasm; cell surface; caveola. Lineage: Eukaryota; Metazoa; Chordata; Mammalia; Primates; Cebidae. Gene Ontology annotation, biological process: low-density lipoprotein particle clearance; lipid storage; amyloid-beta clearance by cellular catabolic process. Gene Ontology annotation, molecular function: low-density lipoprotein particle binding; low-density lipoprotein particle receptor activity; scavenger receptor activity. The record is from RefSeq and is a predicted model, not a curated record.